This is a messenger RNA of Medioppia subpectinata, 258 nucleotides long. The record is from the annotation of a GenBank genome assembly. Lineage: Eukaryota; Metazoa; Arthropoda; Arachnida; Sarcoptiformes; Oppiidae.
GAAAUGUUGUUAUGAUUUGAAGCAAUCAUUGAUUCGUUUAUUUUCAGCCAUUAUUUCAUUUGAAAACCGCUUUUGAGUUAUAUUUUAAAAACAAAUAAUUAAUUAAUUGUUUACAUAUUUUUUGAUGAGUUCUUGCAUUUGGCGACCAAAAUGAACACCAGUUUCGAUGUGAACGCUUUGAACGACAAGAACAACGACCGCAAUGGAAGUGGUGUGGAGUCGACCACCACUUCGACCACUAAUGGAUUCAAUUAUGUC